GGGCUAAGCCUCCUGUAAAAUGCUCUUUAAGAUUAUUGUAGCAAGGACAGAAAUGCUGGUUGUGGAGGAAGGACUCUGGGAAAAUGGCCUUUCCUAUGAAUGUCGGACACUGCUCUUCAAAGCGAUCCACAAUCUAUUAGAAAGGUGCCUAAUGGAUAAGAACUUUGUUAGGAUUGGGAAGUGGUUUGUCCGACCCUAUGAAAAGGAUGAAAAACCAGUCAACAAAAGUGAGCAUUUGUCCUGUGCAUUCACAUUCUUUCUUCAUGGGGAAAGUAAUGUAUGCACAAGUGUGGAGAUUGCCCAACACCAGCCAAUUUAUUUGAUCAAUGAAGAGCAUAUACACAUGGCUCAGUCUUCACCUGCACCAUUUCAAGUACUGGUGAGUCCUUAUGGCUUAAAUGGCACGCUCACAGGCCAAGCAUACAAGAUGUCUGACCCAGCCACCCGUAAGUUGAUCGAGGAAUGGCAGUAUUUCUACCCAAUGGUGCUGAAAAAGAAAGAAGAAUUGAAAGAAGACGAGGAGUUGGGAUAUAAUGAUGAUUUCCCUGUGGCAGUCGAAGUAAUUGUUGGUGGUGUUCGGAUGGUUUAUCCUUCGGCAUUUGUUUUGAUCUCUCAGAAUGACAUCCCAGUUCCUCAGAGUGUUGCUGGUGCUGGAGGCCAUAUUACAGUGGGGCAGCAGGGCCUUGGUAGUGUGAAGGACCCAAGUAACUGUGGGAUGCCUCUUACCCCUCCCACCUCUCCAGAACAGGCUGUCAUAGGGGAGAGUGGAGGUACUCAGAGUGCGGUCAGUCACCUGGGCUCCCAAGACGGGGGGAUGAUAACUAUGCACAGUCCAAAGAGAUCGGGGAAGAUUCCUCCAAAACUCCACAAUCAUAUGGUCCAUCGAGUCUGGAAGGAAUGCAUCCUCAACAGAACCCAGUCCAAGAGGAGCCAAAUGUCAACUCCAACUCUUGAAGAAGAGCCUGCUAAUAAUCCUGCUACUUGGGAUUUUGUGGAUCCAACCCAAAGAGUCAGCUGUUCCUGUUCUAGAAUCACCUUGUCCGAAACUUACGGGAUAUUGGUUGGAAUUGCAUUGAAUUUAUACAUCAACUUGGGGAGAAUUAUGUGUAGGCUUGGGCAGCACAAGCCCAUCUGCAAAGUGCUACGAGAUGGAAUCAUGCGCGUGGGAAAGACCGUGGCCCAGAAGCUGACUGACGAGCUUGUGAGCGAGUGGUUCAACCAGCCAUGGAGCAGUGAGGAGAAUGACAAUCAUUCCAGACUCAAACUUUAUGCGCAAGUUUGCCGCCAUCACCUAGCACCUUAUCUAGCCACUCUGCAGCUCGAUAGCAGCUUGUUGAUACCACCUAAGUACCAGUCCCCACCAGCAGCAGCACAGGGACAAGCUACACCUGGGAACGCUGGGCCUCUAGCUUCAAAUUCAGGAUCAGCAGCACCCUCAACUGGCAGUGCAUUCAAUCCCACCUCGAACAGCAGUGCUGGGAACCCUGCAGCAAGUAGCUCCGCAUCUGGUUCCUCUGUGCCACCCGUCUCAUCAUCUGCCCCUGCUCCCGUUAUUAACCAGAUCAGCACUACCUCUUCUUCAGGAUUCAGUGCUAGUGUUGGAGGGCAGAACCCCAGCACUGGGGCCAGUUCUGCAGAUAGAACGCAAGGGAACAUAGGCUGUGGUGGAGACACUGAGCCUGGGCAGAGCUCCUCUCAGCCCUCUCAGGAUGGACAAGAAAGUGUCACAGAACGAGAGAGAAUAGGAAUUCCCACUGAGCCUGACUCUGCAGACAGCCAGGCCUAUCCUCCAGCAGUUGUCAUUUACAUGGUGGACCCCUUCACUUACACCGCAGACGAAGACUCCACUUCUGGAAACUUUUGGCUGUUGAGUUUGAUGCGCUGCUACACAGAGAUGCUAGAUAAUUUACCUGAGCAUAUGAGAAAUUCUUUCAUUCUCCAGAUCGUGCCUUGCCAGUACAUGCUGCAGACAAUGAAGGACGAGCAGGUGUUCUACAUUCAGUGCUUGAAGUCCAUGGCGUUUUCCGUGUACUGUCAGUGCCGGCGACCGCUGCCCACGCAGAUCCACAUUAAGUCCCUCACGGGGUUCGGGCCUGCCGCCAGCAUCGAGAUGACCCUCAAGAACCCAGAGCGACCCAGCCCAAUCCAGCUUUAUUCCCCUCCUUUUAUAUUGGCCCCAAUCAAAGACAAGCAGACGGAGCUGGGAGAGACAUUUGGGGAGGCGAGCCAGAAAUACAACGUGCUCUUUGUGGGCUACUGUCUGUCUCAUGACCAGCGCUGGCUUUUGGCUUCCUGCACUGACCUCCAUGGGGAAUUAUUAGAAACUUGUAUUGUAAAUAUUGCUUUACCAAACAGAUCACGGAGGAGUAAAGUAUCUGCACGUAAAAUUGGACUACAGAAGUUAUGGGAGUGGUGCAUCGGUAUUGUCCAAAUGACAUCUCUACCCUGGAGAGUUGUAAUCGGCCGACUUGGGCGGCUUGGCCAUGGGGAGCUUAAAGAUUGGAGUAUCCUCCUUGGAGAAUGUUCACUACAGACAAUCAGCAAACGGCUCAAGGACGUGUGCCGGAUGUGUGGAAUCUCUGCCGCAGACUCUCCUUCAAUCCUUAGUGCCUGCCUGGUUGCCAUGGAGCCCCAGGGGUCCUUCGUAGUGAUGCCAGAUGCCGUCACAAUGGGUUCUGUUUUUGGCCGAAGUACCGCUCUGAACAUGCAGUCAUCUCAGCUGAACACCCCUCAAGAUGCUUCCUGUACACACAUCUUGGUGUUCCCAACAUCGUCAACCAUCCAGGUGGCUCCAGCCAACUAUCCCAAUGAAGAUGGGUUUAGCCCCAACAAUGAUGACAUGUUUGUUGACCUUCCAUUCCCAGAUGAUAUGGACAAUGACAUUGGCAUAUUAAUGACUGGGAACCUCCAUUCCUCUCCCAACUCCUCCCCAGUUCCUUCCCCAGGCUCUCCUUCUGGAAUUGGUGUGGGCUCUCACUUCCAGCACAGUCGGAGUCAGGGUGAGCGUCUUCUCUCUAGAGAGGCACCUGAGGAGCUGAAGCAGCAGCCUCUGGCCCUCGGGUAUUUUGUGUCAACUGCCAAAGCGGAGAAUCUCCCCCAGUGGUUUUGGUCAUCGUGUCCCCAGGCUCAGAAUCAGUGCCCCCUCUUCCUAAAGGCUUCGCUGCAUCACCACAUUUCUGUAGCACAGACGGACGAACUUCUCCCUGCCAGGAAUUCUCAACGGGUUCCACAUCCUCUUGACUCCAAAACCACAUCUGAUGUUUUAAGGUUUGUUUUGGAGCAGUACAACGCUCUGUCCUGGCUCACGUGCAAUCCGGCCACCCAGGACCGUACCUCCUGCCUUCCCGUCCACUUUGUGGUGCUCACUCAGUUGUACAAUGCCAUCAUGAAUAUACUUUAAUUGGAAAAGCACUUGUUCUCUCUGGCUCAGUUCCUCCUCCCUGCAACCUCAGUCCAAGAAACCUGCUACACUCUGCAAAUGCCCCACAUCCUCUUCUUGAGACCACUCUCCACAGUCCUGCACUGUGAUUACUCCUCAGCAGGCACAUGUCAUUUCUGCAGUGUUCAUUACCAGAGGGAUUCACUGACACUUCUCUCAUGGACCUGGAAACUUCCAAUAAGCAGUGACUUUUAGCCAGUGUUACGGUGUGUGCAGCCCCAAACCACUGGUCCACAGGAAGUUUUUUAUUGUUGGUUUUUAAGAGGGAAACAGAAGAGACAGUAUCCUUUUGCACAAGAGUCUGUGUUUCCAGUCUCUGUUUAAAAACAAGGGCAGUUUAGCCCUUUUGGAUGAAAUCCUCUAGUUAUUGGUGUAUGGCCUGUGGGUUACCCGAACUCCAUAAUCUGGGACUUUUUAAAAAUAAGAACCAGCUCAAGUAUAUGACUUCAUAACGGGGUUUCUGUCUCCCUAGUGCUCCCAUCUAGAUUGGCAUGAAUGCUUUGGUUGACUUCAUACCUGUGUGUAGAUACAAAAGGUCUGGAGACAUCUUCAUUUUGUUUAUUUAUUUUAAGUUGUUUUGUCAUGUGUUUUUGUGACUUUCUUUUGAUUUUUUUUUUUAAUUCAUGAGGACCAGGUACAGUAGCUGAAACCCAACUCAGAUCCACCAUAGGAUUCUUUGACUACAUACCUCUGUCCUAGAAGCUGGAAAAGGAGUGAAAACAGAUUGGGGAGAUAUGCCUAAAAAGUAAUAUAUUCAAAACCACCCAGCAGUAGGCUUUAUUAAUAAGAACAAACUGGGUAAACAUUCUGCCAUGUUUCUUAUUAAAAGUGGCCAGCGUUUCAUGAAGGAUAACAUUUUUAUACAGAAGGCAGGCAGUCAAGCUCAACCCAGAGCCAUGGAGGCAAGUACCUUCAUUAGUUUUAUAUAGUCACAACGGAAAUAUAUUUUCUAGUGAAUUCUUAUUGAAAGCCAGGUCUCUCCUCUCAUUAGAUCAAAAGGGACUCAUGUACAUAUCAUAAUUGAAAGUGUUUGCUCAUAAAAUCAGUUAUAAAUAUGGUGACUUUUUUCUGGACCAUAGGAAUAUUAUUUCAAAGAAAUAUUACAACUUAACCAUUAAAUUAGUACUUGAAGUUGAGCCUUUGUGGUGGGACUUUUUAAAAAAAAAAAUAAUAAUGCCUUUUUAAAGCAUUAAUGGCUAAUUGAAGUAUUUUAUGACUCCUCAUUCCAGGCCCAAGAGGGUUGUCUUUAAGACCCCGUUUCUGACCCUGACGUCACAGCACGUUUCUGUCUUGAGGGCAGUGGGCGUGGGCUUGCCUCCCGCAAGCCACUUUGGUCAGGCUGUUGAGCUCUAGUCAUCUGUGGAGAGAAUCAUGCAAAUUUUAAAGUUCUUCCAAGAGACUUCCAUAUCCUGGUUAUUAACAAAAAAACAAAAAAACAAAAAAAAAAAAGGAAAAAUGUAAUAACUGAUAUGAUUUUGUAAAAGUAUUUUUCUUGAAAUAAUCUAACGUUUAAAACAUUAUAUUAAAAAAAAAGUUGUGUGGUGGGAAUAUGUAAGCAGAGAAAUAACUUGUAAAUGGAUAAUUUUAUUCUCUGUACCACCAAUUGAGGGGGGGGGUGACUUUCGCAAUGUAUAGGUUAAAAAAAAAAUCUGAUAUAUCAAACCAUUUGUAUCUAAUGUGUACAGUGUAAAAUUGACUUUAAAAAUAUUGCAGUGCUAUUUUUUCUUAAUCAGAAAGGAAAAAUUCUCAAGGCCUUUUGAAGAGCAUAAGAUGAUGAAGAUUGUAAACUUGUAUAAAAUUAUCUUGGUGAGAAGACAAAUUGUAAAGUAGAUAUUUGUAAUCUUUUACCACUUUGGGGUUGCUUUUUUUCCCAGAAUUCAUCAGAACUUUGAAUUUUUUUUUUUUUUUUUAAUAUGGGCUGUUUUUAAUGCAGGGGCUUUUCUUCCCUAGAAACCCAAUUCUAAGCAAAAAAAGAAAAAAAACACAAAAAAUAAAAAACCCCUACAAAAAUUAAAAAAAAAAAAAAGGCAGCAAAGGGUAGUUUUCAUCUGGUGUCUUUUAUUUAAGUUUUUUAAGUUAAGAAAAGCUGGUGACAUAUUUAUACGUUUUUGUGCAAAAAUAAAUGAAUGGCAAUAGAUUUUAAAAAAUCUUAUUAUGUACUUCUGUGUGAAAAAGUCUGUAUAAUAUUUCCCUUAAAUAUGCAUUAUUUUACUUGUGAGUUUUUUACUGAAUUAAUCUGAAAUGUACAAGCCCUGGAUUUGCUACAGAGUGAGAAGUUAUUUUAUUUUUUUUUUUAUUUUUAAUUUUGGAAAUUCUGCAAAAAUCAGAACUCUUACCAUGGUUUGAACUAAAAAGGGGAAACGGGGAGGGGAGAGGGGUGGGAUUGUCCAGCAUGCUUGUAUGUAUAUUUCAGAACCUUUUUUAAAUGUAAAAGCUGUACAUUUCUGGGAAGUUCUGAAUUUCUUUUGUUUCCUUUUUUCCUUCAAGCAUUUUGCAGUGAGCUUCUUUUAUAUAUGGCAAACAAUUUGAAAGAAUACAAAAAUAUGUGAAGUUCAUUUAAAACUACAGUAUAGCGCUGGUACAGUACACUAAAGACUUUGAUAAAAAGAAACAAUACUAAAAGGCCUCCAUUUUAAAUGUCAUUCAUAUAUACCUUGUGAAUGAGAGCUAUAUACUUUUACACACUUUUUUAGAGGAAUAAAUUAUUGAAUUACUGAAACUUUGAGUGGCUUUUUUCCCCUCCCAUCCUGUCUUUGUAAUAAAAUUAUCUACACCUAUUCAGAAGGUGUAUGUAUAAUGUAUUGAACAUUCCUUGGCUGGGAGCCAGGCUCUACCUUCCAGAGUAACCCCCCCCCCCCAAACAACAGUUGUUCUCAGACGGUGUUCCCAUGCUCCAGGGUACUCAUGCAUUCCCAGAUCCGUGCUGAGAGCCUGCACACACACAACACUGAAGUAGGAGCCCUGGUGUUUAGUUCUAUAACUGUUCGAGUAGAUCAGAUCUGUGUCCCCCACAGAUCGUGGUCAAUCCUAGAACAAAUUACAGGUCUGUUUUCCACUUCCUUUCUCAUCACGGUCUGGGCCAGUUUCUUUUUGAUGUUCCUUAGAAACAACAGACCUGUCUUUGCUCUCUGCCCUGUUCGCAGGCUGGUGACAGUAGGAUGCCAUCCAGCACAGCAGGUACAAGCGAGAUGUCGUUCCCCUUGGGUCCAGCCGCUAGGGAAAACCACGUGCUCUUAGGGGCAGAAUCUCUUGCUAAAAUGGUAAGCCGCCAGGACGUGGCAGAGCUUACGGUCAAACUUUGGCUAAAUCUCGAAAGACCUUGCUUUUAACCUUCCUGCAUCUAUUUAGAAAUAUGCAUUACUCUGAAUUUAACAUUGUCUGAACCUAGAGGUAAAGCUGUUGAGACUGCUCAGCCGCGGUUAUUUUAUCUGCAAAUGAAGGAUGAGCGUGAGUCUGUGAGAAAUGUUUUGCAAAUGGUGACGCUGUUACCAUGUUAUUGUAAUUGUACCAUUGAAGAAGGGGAACAGCGAGGCCACGUUUCGGUUAGAAGACCAUUUUGGCCUCUGCCUCAUCCCUCACCACGGCACUGUUCGUCAUGCUGCUUGCCAAAAGCAUUAUGAACCACAUAGUCCCUGGAUCCAUUGUAAUCAGGUCAGUCCAGUGAUUCUUGUGUCCCCUUAAUAAUCAGAACUAGAUGGUGUUCUUACCAGUGUUUCUUAGCUUAGAUACUUAGCUCAUACAUCGGGUGGGACUUGACCCAACGGUUUGUGAACCUUGUUUUCAUAACCACUGGCUGCACCAAUUUGGCGACCUUAGCUAAAUCUCUUUGAGGCAGGAGAAGGUAUUUGUUGAGUGCAUUUAAACAUUUUGCAAAUCAGGUGAAGACAGAUCUGACCGGGCGCUCGGGAGCCAUCAGCCUCCAGCCAUUCACUUCGCUCUGAUUCUGCAUAACACCCAGUUUACCCCCUCCGGUGAUGCCACGGCACCGAGUCCUGUUUCCGCUCUUCAGGGACGUGUGGGGCAAGGGAUUUGUUCCCAACAGUUAUCAAGGAGCUCAAAAAGUUUUUGUGUAAAAAGUGCAGUUUGUCAAUAGAAGUUUUUAAAAGCAGACUUCUCAUAAGACUGAAUGCUGAAGCAGGAGCCACCUACUGAAAAUUGUCCUUGGCCGCUUGUCGUUUAUGCAACACAAGCCAUGGCGUAAAGAACGUUUUGGGGUUUUUUUCACUUUUGAAUCCACCACAUGCUAAAAUCCUACCAAAAUGCAAUUUUAAUGUAUCACCAGGUUCUCUUGGUGUUAGAUGAUUUGCUUGUUCACAUCCCCUUGACAACAAGGCCACUUUGACAGUAAUUAUUUCAUGCCAUCAAUACCUAAUGAGACACCCUAAGAAAAUUCUGUUGUGCCAGAUCACAGUGUGGUUGUAUCGAUGGCCCUGGGCAUCCUACUCCACUUGGAACCAGAUUUACCAGUCUUCUGCUACUUCAAUUGAAAAUUUCAGGUCAAGUUUCCAAAAUGAUUUUUUUGACACUUCCUGCUUCUGGCUAGAACUCCAAAGUAAUGAGGCAGGUAAGAAAUAGAAGUUGAUGAGGAAGAAAGGUUCACCUGCAGGAUGGAGCUUGGGUAUGACUGAAGUAUUGAUUUUUCUCUGUAAAAGGUUAUUUCCUCAAUAAGCAUUAGUUACCAGGUGAUAAAAAGGCACAGACAACACGGGGGUCCGUCUCACUUCAAUUUAUUUUUUUUAAACAAGCAGGGAAGUGAGAAAAAGCACAUGCUUUGUUUUAAUAAUCUGCUAAAAACUGCAUUUGUCUGGGCUGUUACUCCAUGCUGUUCAUUUAUAGGUGUCAAAGCAAGUGUGUCUGAAGAGUGCUUAACAUCACCCGCUGCUCAGAACGGGCAAACGCGUACAAACGAGCAGCACUUGGUGUGUCUUGCCUGCUGCUAUUUUAUGCUUUCAUUGCCCUUAUUAGCAGAUUAGGCACGUUGCAAUCUACCUGUUUCAGAAAGCCAGGCAAUCUUCAGGAAAAUGGGCCACGCCAGAGCUAAGAGUAGAGGGCUGACACAAGGCAAAAUGUGUGCUCUGGGGGAAAAUCAAUUUAAUUUAACAUGUACGAUAGUACUUGUUGUCUUAUUUAACUUGAGCUUGAACAUCUUUCAGUAAACAUUUUGUCAGCUUCUCUUAUUUAAAUCUUUGUUCACUUAGAGGUCUUGAUGUUACUAAUUUAUACGCACUGUUUACAUAAAUAACUUCCUGUCUGCUCUCGUGCGUGUGAGUUCUCAUUCUAGAAGAGAUAAUGAUCAGAUAGUCACAUACACACACAUAGACCAGUUUUUGUUCUGUUGAUCUCUCCACAAAGCUUAUGGAGGUUAUCUCCCUUGUCAGGUCUAGGGAGGUCAAGUGUGCCUCACAGGAUGAAUUUGAUGCCCUUCCAGUCAUUUUUUGUGACACAGGAACGUUGACCUCACAUGACAACUCCGUUGGGCUGAGAGUAGGCACCCAGGGAACGUUAGCUGAACACAGACUGUUGAAAGAGUGGACUCCACCUCAAAAAUCGGAAAUAAUUUUACAAGCAAAUGCAUCACAUCUCGAUGCCUUUUUGGAGAGCAGAAAAUACAUCUUUUAUAUAUUAGAAAAAACAGGAACUUCCUUUUUUGGUGGUUGAUUUAGGUUUUCUAUUUCCUCUAUCAAUUUUGGUAAUUUGGAUUUUUAUAGGGGAAAAAAAAAUGGAGUUUUCCCAAUGUAUUAGUACGCAAUUGUGCGGAGUACUCCCUUAAUUCUGAACGUGUUGUUUUUGGUCACAUACGUUCCUUCUCAUUUCUAACAAUAUUGAUGCCGAGUUUCUUUCCUUGAUUUAUUUUCUAGCAGUGUGCUGUUUCUUAGUUUUGUUUGAUUUUUUUUUCCAAAGAAACAGCUCAUGGAUUUAACAAUUCUGUUUUUAUCCUGGCUUUUAUCUUGCUGUACAUUUUCCCAGUCUCCUUGAGGGUUGUUUAAUUUUCCUUGAAUCUUAAUUGCCUGCUUAGUUAAUUUAUUUUCACUUUGAUGACACUUUAUAGCCUGGGGGCUUCUGGAUGCGGGUGGCCCUCCUCAGAUGAUACGCAGAAGUCUUCAUGUGUGUGCAUUUUUCUAGGGAGAGGGUCUGUUGCAUCCCAUCCUCAGAGGUGUCAGACCCUGAAAGGGGUAAAAUGACUGACCUGGGACUGUGUUAAAGCUGAUUGCAUCCUGCAGGUGUUGAUGUUGAUGUUUAGCAUUUUCAUUUUUAUUUUUAGACUUUUAGUUCUUCAUUUCCUUUUUUUUUUUAAUAAAGGAAAGUUCCCUUUGGAUUUAAAGUCCCUUGGACUCUAAUUUUCUCUUACUGCAAUGCGAUCUAGUAAUGAUUGGUUCUUACAAACAUUCUCUGGAACCUUCAAAACAGUAUUUAUUGUACCUUCACAGCACAUCUAAAUCUGGAAGCUAAAUUUUCGAUGGUUAAAGUAAAAUGUAGUUCUACCAAAUAAUAAAGUUGCAUUUAACAGAAAAAAAUUUCUAACUGAAUUUUAACUAAAAUGAGUUCAAUUAAAAUUCAAUUAAACUUUAAAAAUUAGUUCCUCAGCCACGCUUACUGCAUUUCAGAGUGUUAGUCACACAGGCGUCCUAUCGGAAGUGCGGCGCUAGGCAUUAAGAUUUGAAACCAAUUAAUUCUAUCCUGGGUGUAUUUUCUGUUUCUUCUAUGCCCCUGUCAAGACCUCAGACUCUGUCCUAGGCAGGUAGCAGGAGUUAAAAUUUCCCACUGCAAUUUUGGGCUGUCCUUUUUUCUUUUGUACUACAUUAUCGGUGCAGGAAGUUUUAUGAUGUAUUUUGUAAUGUAAUUUAUCUCUGUAUCCUGGCCCUUUGUAAUACUUUUUGCUUUAAAUUAUCCUUUGAUAUUAAUUUUGCCACCCCUGUGUCCUUUUAUUAGAAUUCUGGUGUUAUAUCUUUGACCAGCCAUUUAUUUUGAACCUUUGUCAUUUUGUGUUAGGUGUUCUUCAUACACAUUGUUGCAUUUUAUUUCUUAACAGAAUAAUCAUUUCAUUUCAAUAGGGUGAUUUUUACCAUUUGCAUUUCCUGUUCUGUGUUACAUUUUGACUUGUCAGCCAAUUCUUAUGAAAAUACACAUAUUUAUUUGCUUUUA
Molecule: messenger RNA, 10582 nt
Organism: Leptonychotes weddellii (Weddell seal)
Lineage: Eukaryota; Metazoa; Chordata; Mammalia; Carnivora; Phocidae
Source: RefSeq, a predicted model, not a curated record